GUGGAUGGGGUCGAGGUCUUGGCCUUAGCACCACCAGGCUACAUUGUCAACUUUGCCAACCCGCCGCAGCGAUUUGCAACGGAGCAUUAUGUCGUUUUUGCCGUCAUGGGGACGUUGGCGACCGUCGCUCUUGCUCAGAGGCUGUUCACGAAGAUGGUGCUCUCGAAAGGCUUAGGAGUCGAUGAUGGAUUCAUGGUAGCUUCCUGGCUUGUGUCUCUGACUACGCAAGCAUUGCUUACGCAUUCGUUCCACAUUGGUGGCCUGGGAGUGCACAUCUUUGAGAUGCCGCUCGAGCGGUUCGAGGUGUUUCGACAGCUCGCGUACGCCGCUGGCGGCCUGUUCAUGCUCUGCGGCGGCCUUGCCAAGCUCUCCCUGCUGGCGUUCUACCUGCAGCUCUCGCCCGAGCGGUGGUUCCGCGUCGCGGUAUGGACUUGCAUCGCCUGCGUCUCGACCCUCACGUUCGUCAUCACGACGCUGCUCUUCUACCACUGCACACCCGCUCGCGCGUCAUGGGAUGUGCUUACCACGGGCACGUGCGUGGACACGGGCAUCCUGUACAUGGCGACGGCGGUGCAGAACAUUGUCACUGAUAUUGUCAUCUUCCUGUUGCCGAUUCCAAUGGUACUGGGGCUUCAGAUGGGGCGCAGACAGAAGAUUGGGGCGCUGGUUAUUUUCGGAAUCGGCUCCAUUACAAUUGCCACGUCCGCCAUCCGACUGGGCCUCUUGCCCGCGUUGCUCAAACAAGCCGACGUUACAUACGAGGCCGCGCCCCCCAACAUCUGGUCAUUCGUCGAGGUGAAUCUGUUCGUUAUAUGCGGGUCACUGCCUACGCUGCGCAAGUUCUUCAAGCACUUUGCGCCGAGGCUUGUGGGGAGCUACGGCUACAGCAACAGCACCCCUUACGGCCGCAGCGGCGCGUACGGCAAC
Molecule: messenger RNA, 927 nt
Organism: Microdochium trichocladiopsis
Lineage: Eukaryota; Fungi; Ascomycota; Sordariomycetes; Xylariales; Microdochiaceae
Exons: 6
Source: RefSeq, a predicted model, not a curated record